UCUCACUCUCUCCUCUCCUUACUACCAAGAAGAUUUGGUGAGACUCCUAGGAACAAAGCUACAUAGAAACACUAGAAGUCUGAAAAUUGAAUGAAUCUACACAAGGAUUUAUUCUGUUAAUAUUCAGAAAAGAAACCUAGCUUUCUUUGGGAAUCGCAAGGCAAUUACAUCAACCAACCCAACCAAAAUGGAGCUUCAGAAGAUGAAUGGACACAGCAAAGAAGAUGGUUGCAGGUUUGAUCCAAUUGAUGCCUUGGCCGAGCAGGAGGAGUUUCUCCCACAUAAACCUGGUGCAAAGAAAGAAACCCACUUUACAGAUUUCGAGGGAAAGACUUCGUUUGGCAUGUCCAUCUUUAACCUCAGUAAUGCCAUAAUGGGCAGUGGGAUCCUGGGACUGGCUUAUGCAAUGUCCAACACAGGGAUCUUGCUUUUUAUAAUCCUGUUGGUCUGCAUUGCUCUUCUGUCUGCAUAUUCAAUUCAUCUUCUGCUAAAAAGUGCUGGAGUUGUUGGCAUCCGGGCUUAUGAGCAGCUUGGAUAUCGGGCUUUUGGCCACCCAGGGAAAAUGCUGGCUGCCGUCAUCAUAACAGUACAUAAUAUUGGAGCUAUGUCAAGCUAUCUCUUCAUCGUAAAGUCUGAGCUCCCACUGGUUAUUCAAGCUUUCUGCGGUAAACAGGAGAACACGGGAGAGUGGUUCUUGAAUGGAAACUACUUGAUCAUCAUAGUUAGUGUUCUCAUCAUCCUUCCUCUAGCACUCAUGAAACACCUUGGUUACCUUGGCUAUACCAGCGGUUUCUCGCUCUCCUGUAUGGUGUUUUUUCUCAUUUCGGUGAUAUACAAGAAAUUCAACAUCCCAUGUCCACUGGCAGAUGAUCAUCAUAACAAAACUGCUGCUGACCAUUACAGUGUUGAUUCUACAGCAGAUGGCUUCUGUGAUUCCAAGCUAUUUACCAUGAACCCACAGACAGCAUACACCAUCCCAAUUUUGGCUUUUGCCUUUGUCUGCCACCCAGAAGUGCUACCAAUCUACACUGAGCUCCGAAAUGCCACCAAGAAACGCAUGCAGAAUGUUGCUAACAUCUCCAUCCUGGCCAUGUUUGUCAUGUACCUGCUGACAGCUCUUUUUGGUUACCUCACUUUUUAUGGCGCUGUGGAGUCAGAGCUGUUACACACCUAUAUUCGCGUGGACCCACUGGAUGUCUUGAUCCUCUGUGUACGUCUGGCUGUGCUUGUAGCUGUAACUCUGACUGUUCCUGUGGUUCUCUUCCCGAUCCGCAAGGCCUUGCUUCAGAUCUUUUUCGCUGACAAGCCUUUCCACUGGGUUAGACACAUUGGCAUUGCCUUUGGUCUCCUCGUCGUGGUCAAUCUUCUUGUUAUCCUGGUGCCCUCCAUCCGUGACAUCUUUGGCAUUAUUGGAGCCACAUCCGCCCCCAGCCUCAUUUUCAUCCUACCCGCAAUUUUCUAUAUCCGAAUUGUUCCUGAAGACCAGGAACCCCUGCGGUCAAGAUCUAAGAUUCAGGCUGCGUGCUUUGCUGCAUUGGGAUUUAUCUUCAUGGUCAUGAGUUUGUCAUUUAUUAUCAUUGACUGGGUGACUGGAGAGAGUCGAAGUGUAGGUGGGCACUAGCUGCUAUAACUAAACAGAGGUACUGCACACAGAACGUCAACCAAAGCCCUCUUUUUCAUUAAAUUAGCCCCAUCUUCUCAUCCAAAGCCAAACUAGAAAGUUUGACUACACAAGAUGAAGGAUAAUGUGAAGAGCCUUCGCCUACAUCAAAAAAAACAGGAAAGUGUUUUUACAUGUGAUGGAGCAGACGAUAUGUCCUGUACUGGAGGAGAGAACACAAAUGUAUGAAAAUACAAAGCAAAGUGUUCUGCCUCGAUCAGUCCUGUCACAGCUCAAACUAAGGAUUUUGUUUGGGGUCAUUUGUAGAUUUGCAGCAAACGCUUUGAAUGAGAAAAAAAGUGGAAAUUCCGUUUUUGGAUGUGGACAGUUCCUUGGAAUUGCUCAGUCAAUGUCUACAUUUCACAAAUCUACUUUCCUACCAUGUCAGAUUUUACAGAACUUACAUGUAUUAGUUUUGUAAGGCAAUAUGUUCUUUGCCUGAGACAUUUGUCAGCUACGGUUUACUUUUACUUUUAUGACUGACAAAUCUGCCAUUUCCCCAAACUUUACCUUUUCAGCUAAUUAUGACCUUCGAGGGUUAGUCUGCAGUUCCACACAAACAACUGCUUAUGAUCAAAAAUGUUUUCAGUGAAUUUAACAUGGAUUCUAAUCAAUGCAUUUAAUGUGAUAUUUCAUCCAUUUAAAAAGAAUUACUGUCACAAUUGUGGUCAUCUGAAGUUUCCCAGUGACCUAGCAAAAUAAGGUGCAAUUUAUGGGAUUUUUUUUGUUUUUUGCUGCUGUUCAUGAAGGUCAAACAGACAGUCAUGUGUGAGAGGUUUGUGAAAACCGAAACAAAGUUUUUAUGUGAGCCUGAACAUCCAUAAUUGCAAACCAAAUAAUCUAUUUAUUAUGUCACAUUGUGAAAGAGUGUUUCUUUUACUUUCUUUUUUUUAACAUGCGUGGCAAAGACCAGUUAAAGAUGUACAUGAAUUCAUCCAGUGUUAUAAAUGCUGCGUAUGUUUAAUCAGUACCAGAAACUUUUCAUUGUGUUCAAUAAUGGCUUCAAAGUGGACCUGUUAUGCUUUUACUGUUUUUAUCUCAGUCAUAUACUUAACUCUUACAAGGUGUGUGCUCAUCUUAAACAAGUUUCAAGUACUGAGGUUAGCAAGUCCAAGUAAUCCUGAGAGCAGAAAGCUCAGACUUCAGACUGCUCUAAAUGCUCAUUUCCUUAUUUGUGACAGUUUUUAGCUGCUGGACCUUUAUUUGCUGUUUGAAACACCUCCUGUUCAAAACCUCUGUUUGCAAAGGACAGUUUGUCAGAAAGAAGUCUGUUGAAAGGACUUUGGGUGCUCUGGACCAUCUGAGGGCUUGCAAUAAAGUCCACUAAGCAUUAUUUCAAAUGAAGCAUGCAAAGCUGUUCUAAUAGACUGAAAAUACGAAGCACAGUGGGUCCUCUUUAAGCAAGAAUUAGUGAAGUCCUUUUUUUGUUUUUAAAAUGUGACUAAGAGACCUGUUGACAUUGUAAUUCAUCCUGUACAUUUUUAAAUUAAUUUGAAUGUUGUUAACUGUCAAUAAAAUGUGUUUUAUUUGU
Molecule: messenger RNA, 3191 nt
Organism: Pelmatolapia mariae (spotted tilapia)
Lineage: Eukaryota; Metazoa; Chordata; Actinopteri; Cichliformes; Cichlidae
Product: sodium-coupled neutral amino acid transporter 3-like
Exons: 16
Coding region: 188-1621 (477 amino acids)
Biological process (GO): L-glutamine transport; L-histidine transmembrane transport; serine transport
Cellular component (GO): plasma membrane
Molecular function (GO): glycine transmembrane transporter activity; L-glutamine transmembrane transporter activity
Source: RefSeq, a predicted model, not a curated record